AUGCCCGCCGUGUCCGAGGCAGCGGCAAGGGAGGCUGUGCUGGAGGCCUGCUGCAAAGCGCUGGGUCUGCCCAUGUCACCUCUGCCGCGGCCGUUGCGCCUGGCCAGCAGCGGCAGGCAAGGGGGCACCAGUGGCAGCAGCAGUCUGGCCAGCAGCAAGGAUGGCCCUGCCUCUCCUGGGCCAGGGGCGCAGCCGCUUGAAGCACCAGUGGCAGGCGCGCAGGAGCAGCAGCAAGAGGAUCAGGAGCGAGUGGAGCAGCAGCAGCAGCAGCAGCAGCAGCAGCAGCAGCAGCAGCAGCAGCAGCAGCAGCAGCAGCAGCAGCAGCAGCAGCAGCAGCAACAGCAAGAGCAACAGGAGGAGGGUCGCGGGCGCCUGCUCGUCUUCAACCUCUUCUGCCUCGAGGCCUUCCACAUUGCAGAGGCUCUGGGGCUGCGCUGCGCAGCGGCCCAUCCCUACCUCAUCCCCUACAGCUGCCCGGCCUCUUUCGAGCGCCGCUUUGCUGCAGCCUACCCCCCUCUGCACGCAAAGCUCAGGGAGGCAGUGGGCAACGAGGAGGGACGCACGAGCUGGGCGGAG
This is a messenger RNA of Monoraphidium neglectum, 576 nucleotides long. RefSeq lists its product as hypothetical. The transcript has a single exon. The record is from RefSeq and is a predicted model, not a curated record. Lineage: Eukaryota; Viridiplantae; Chlorophyta; Chlorophyceae; Sphaeropleales; Selenastraceae. The annotation marks the transcript as partial.